Messenger RNA from Paramecium sonneborni, 1080 nucleotides. NCBI's taxonomy places the organism in Eukaryota, Ciliophora, Oligohymenophorea, Peniculida, Parameciidae. The record is from the annotation of a GenBank genome assembly.
AUGAUUUACAAUAAUGAUACUUUUGAAAAGUUCACUAUAAUUAAAGAAAUUUAUGAAAAUGAAAACCAUAGAGUCUACCUAUCUAAUCAGAUAGAUAAAUUCAAGAUAGUUAUACUAAAAGUUGAGAUUGGCGAUAAAAAAUACCUGUAUUCUUAAUACAUAAUACUUGAUAAACUGAAAUAUGUAUUGGGAGUGCCAAAAGUACUGAACUGUGGUUUUGCUGCAAAUAAUAGGUAUUAAUCAUUAUUAUAUGAGGUUUUAUUAUUCAAUAGACUAUUAUGAAAAAUCUGUUUCUGAUAUUUUAAAGAAACAUGGAACUUUAAGUCUAUAAUCAGUGUUAUCGAUAGGAUUAUCUAUACUUCGAAUUUUAAGUGGCAUCCAUAAGCAAGAAAUUAUUUAUUGUAACUUAUGUCCCGAAAAUAUUGUUUUUUCAAAAGAAGGAGCUGAUCACGACUCUAAAUUACAUUUAAUUGGUUUCAGCUAAGCACAUUUAAAAUAAGACAAACCAAAUAAAUUAUAAAAUAAAAAUUCUUUGCCGUAUCAAUCCUGUUAUUUUAAUAAAAACUGUCAACAUUCUAAGAGUGGUGAUUUAGAAAGUUUAGGAUAUCUUCUCAUAAAAUUAAGAAAAGGUAUGAAUUUUUUAUAUUCAAAGGAAUAUUACCAUGGGAAAAAUUGCCUCAUUAAUUGAUGGAAUAGAAAAAAGUAGAUUAUUUGAAAUCAAAUGAAUUCUAUGAAGGACUUCCUUAUGAAUUUAGAUUGUAUUUUCAAUCAAUUAAAUCAUUAAAUGAUGGACCAAAACAUUAAUAUUUGAUUAAAUUACUCAAAGCUAUUAUGAUAAAAUACUGUAAAACUACACGGCAUUGUAUAUUAGAGUUAAAUUAAUUAACUCCAAUUACUGAAGCCUCAUUUGAAACAGAUUCAUCAAUGGAAAGUUUUUAUCUUUCUCGACGUGUUAUAUUGCCUUCAUUUGCAAGUAGUGUAAAUGUGUAUUCAAAUACAGAAUUAGAUUUAUCUAUCGAAGAAAAAUUAAAGAGAUUAUAGUUGAUAUCUAAAUAAUAUAAACUAAUCAGUAACUUAUGA